CUAAAAUCCUGAAACCCCUAUUCUACCUCUAUAGCCGUUAUUCCAGUAGUGACAAAUUCGCGCCACCUUGUAUUCCCAAAGACCCUAUCAAUUUGCAGGAGGAAGAUGUUGGAGGCCAAGAGUCUGAGCAAGGCGGUGGUGCCGUCCUCUCUCAUAGAGAAUCCUUCUCCUGGUAGCCUCCAGUCCACUCGCCUCGCUCUCCAUGUUAGCGAGGACUGCUCUUCUUGUUGGGUCUACAUCGCCUCCGGUUGCCAGAUUUACAAACUCCAGAUUCCAUUGGAAGAUUCUCUGAUCAGCGAAGGAAAAGAAAGCCUUCUGAUCCCAGUACACACUGAGGUUAUGAACUCUUUGAUGGUUAACCGCUGCCCUCAUCGUUCAGAAAUUCAGAGUAUAGUCCUUGCUGAAACUGAAAGCACGGGCUAUUCAGUGUUGGGAACUGUUGAUUCUUAUGGUCAUCUUAUUGUAUCUAAACUAGAUACUACUGGUACAGAUGUAGAGAGGCUUACUUAUUCAGUAUUGCCUCGUGACUGUGGCAUUGGAGAAGGUGGUUGGGCGGGGCUUUGCUUCAGUCCAACACAAUGGUCUACGGCAGCUGUUGCACGUAGCUUCUGCAAAACGAUUGAUGUUUAUGACCAGGACAUCCAUGUCAGGGCAUUAUGUACACUCUGGUACCCAUCAUCACUGAACUUCACAAAAAGUUCGCAUUAUGGGAAUGAGGGCUCUAUAUUAGCAAUCACAGAAGGUUCCCAGCUGACUAUAUGGGACUUGAGAAUGAAAGAAAAUGGUGGCUGUCUACAACGAAUAUGUGGUUCCCUUGGUGAUGCGUUUUAUGCUGUCUGCAGUUCUUCAACUGGGAAUAUUGCAGUCGGUGGAGCUGAUCGUACAGUGACAAUCUAUGAUCCUCGCAGAUGGUCAGCAUUAUCAAGAUGGGUGCACUGCUCGAAAUAUGAGAUAACGGGGCUUGCAUUCUCUUCAGUUGACUCCGACUAUAUCUACAUACAAGGGGUUGACUAUGAGGUCUUUUGUGGACAGUGGAAAGAAAGCAGCAAGGUAUUUUCAUUUAGAGGAGACUCAAACUGGCUUGGAUUUAGCAAGUGCCAAAACAAAGAUGUUCUAGGUGGAUGGUGCGACUCGGGGAGUAUCUUUGUGGCCGAUGUUGUAGCGAAAGAAAGCGAAACAAGCAUGCUGCAAGGUUUUGCCAAUGGAUCUCCCUAAUGCUUUGUUCAACUGUCAUCUCUUCUAUAUAAGAUGACUUUCACUUUCGUGUAGUACAACAGAAUUGUAAUAGCACAACCAUGCCCCCCAUUAAGCGACGAUCCACAGUGACUUCUUUUUUUUAAGUUGUGGAAUUUAUAUUUUGUACAUGGAAUGUAUGGUUUUAAGUUUUUCUUCCUUAAAAAGGCAAGGCCAAGU
Messenger RNA from Prunus mume (Japanese apricot), 1413 nucleotides. RefSeq lists its product as uncharacterized. Lineage: Eukaryota; Viridiplantae; Streptophyta; Magnoliopsida; Rosales; Rosaceae. The record is from RefSeq and is a predicted model, not a curated record. Gene Ontology annotation, molecular function: protein binding.